Parathielavia appendiculata is the source of this 330-nucleotide messenger RNA. Its product is annotated as ribosomal protein L35Ae. Gene Ontology annotation, cellular component: cytosolic large ribosomal subunit; ribosome. Lineage: Eukaryota; Fungi; Ascomycota; Sordariomycetes; Sordariales; Chaetomiaceae. Bases 1 to 330 code for a protein of 109 amino acids. The record is from RefSeq and is a predicted model, not a curated record. Gene Ontology annotation, biological process: cytoplasmic translation; ribosomal large subunit biogenesis. Gene Ontology annotation, molecular function: structural constituent of ribosome. The transcript has 5 exons.
AUGCCGAGCGAAGCUGGUCAUAGAUUAUACGUCAAGGGUCGCCACCUGAGCUAUCAGCGUGGCCGCCGUAACACCCACCCUAAGACCAGCUUGAUCAAGAUCGAGGGCGUUGAUGACACCGCUGCUGCCAACUUCUACUUGGGCAAGAGGGUUGCGUAUGUCUACCGGGGUCAGAAGGAGGUGCGCGGCACCAAGAUCCGCGUCAUCUGGGGCAAGGUGACCAGGCCACACGGCAACUCUGGUGUCGUCCGGGCGAAGUUCACAAACCCCCUUCCUGCGAGAUCUUUUGGCGCCUCUGUUCGCAUCAUGCUCUACCCCUCCUCGAUUUAA